AUGGGGAGGAAGCUGGACCUGUCCCAGCUCACGGACGCGGAGGCCGAGCAUGUGUGGGGCGUGAUCCAGCGGGACCUGGCCCUGCGCAGGGCGGAGGAGCAGCGGCUGCGGGGCCUGAAGGGUGAGAUCCAGCGGGAGAGCGCCAAGCGCGAGGCCCUUCCGGAUGGCGAGGAGCCGCACCUGCCGCAGUGCCCGCGCUGCCUGCAGCCCUACCAGCCGCAUGACCCGCCCGGGAGCCAGUGCCAGGACUGCGGGCUCACCUGCUGCCCCCGCUGCAGCCCAGCGCAUCCGGACGAGGGGGGCUGGCUCUGCCACCCCUGCCACCUGGCCAGGGUGGUGCAGAUCGGCUCUCUGGAGUGGUACUACGGGCACCUGCGGGCCCGCUUCAAGCGCUUCGGGAGUGCCAAGGUGAUCCGCUCCCUCAGCGGGCGGCUGCAGCGCGCGGGGGCCCAGCUGAGCGCGGGCGAGGGCAGCGGAGACAGCGAGCAGACGGACGAGGAGGCUGAUGCGCAGCCACGGGGCGGCAAAACAAGGCGCCGCCUCUCCAUCCACGGCCUGGACCUCCUGGACUCCCAGGAUGUGACCCUCAGCCACUCCGACAGCCUGGAGACCCUCACAGGCGAGCCCGGCUCAGAGGGGACCCUGGGCACAGAGGAAGCAGACGCCAGCGACAGGGGCCGCGACCCCGGCCCCGGAGAGCAGACGGCCAGCCACUCGCCAGGCCCCCCGGAUGCCCUCGCAGAGGCCGGACCCCAGCCCGGGCCAGACGACCCCUGGCAGCUGCAGGCGCCCCCCCAGGGCUGGGCCUCCCUGGCCACCAUCUGCGGGGACGCCCCCCACGGCCCCCCGAGGAGCAGCCCGCCCGCAUCCGAGGGCCAGGGCCCCCCGCCCACGGACGCCGACAGGGAGGAGGCCGCCCUGAGGACGAAGCUGGCGCAGCUGGUCACACACCUCAGCGAGGACGAGGAGGAACCCCGGGGGGUCGGCGGAGCGGAGUCGCGGCCCCAGAGCCCAGGGGGCCCGGCCGAGGGCCGCAGGCGUGCGGGCGAGGAGCUGGCGGAGCUGGAGGACAGGGUGGCCGCGGCGGCCUCCGGGGUCCAGCAGGCGGAGAGCGAGGUGACGGACAUCCAGGCCCGGAUCUCAGCCCUGCAGGCGGCCGGCCUCAGCGUGCAGCCGUCGGCCUCCCGCCAGAGGACGUCGCACCUCCCGGUCCUUCUGCCGAGGAGGGUCCGGAGGCCUGGCCAGAGCCCGGGGGACGUGCCCGCAGACGCCCCUCAGCAGGACCUGCACCCCGCGCGGAUGUGGGCGGGCACGGGGCGGGCACGGCGCUGUCAGUGA
This is a messenger RNA of Sorex araneus (European shrew), 1338 nucleotides long. RefSeq names its product melanophilin (gene MLPH). Bases 1 to 1338 code for a protein of 445 amino acids. Gene Ontology annotation, cellular component: cortical actin cytoskeleton. Gene Ontology annotation, biological process: intracellular protein transport. The transcript is spliced from 12 exons. The record is from RefSeq and is a predicted model, not a curated record. NCBI's taxonomy places the organism in Eukaryota, Metazoa, Chordata, Mammalia, Eulipotyphla, Soricidae. Gene Ontology annotation, molecular function: myosin binding; small GTPase binding; actin binding.